Lutra lutra (Eurasian river otter) is the source of this 1618-nucleotide messenger RNA. It is a transcript of the gene KCNIP3, whose product is annotated as potassium voltage-gated channel interacting protein 3. The transcript has 8 exons. Gene Ontology annotation, biological process: regulation of potassium ion transmembrane transport; negative regulation of transcription by RNA polymerase II. The record is from RefSeq and is a predicted model, not a curated record. Bases 471 to 1163 code for a protein of 230 amino acids. Gene Ontology annotation, cellular component: voltage-gated potassium channel complex; nucleus. Lineage: Eukaryota; Metazoa; Chordata; Mammalia; Carnivora; Mustelidae. Gene Ontology annotation, molecular function: DNA-binding transcription repressor activity, RNA polymerase II-specific; RNA polymerase II cis-regulatory region sequence-specific DNA binding; potassium channel regulator activity.
GCCAAUGAGCGCGCGGAUAGCGGCGAUGAAGGCUGGGGCGGCGGGGAGCGCCCGGGACCCCCUCCGCCGCCGCCGCCGCGCCCCGGUGCCCCCGCGCCCCUGGGGCUGGAGACGGGGCGAAAGAGGCGCGGCGCCCGCGCCGGUCAUGGAGGCGUCUCUGACCCGCGCCGGCCGCCCGAGCUGCGCUCCGCGCCGCCGCCGCCGCCGCCGCGCCUCGAAGUUUGCCGGCUGACUCGGAAAGUUGCGCUCGGGCUCUGCCGCCGCGCGGCGUCCAACCUCCCGGCCUGCCCGGUUCGCCGCCGCAGCCGCCCUCCACGGGGCCCGGACCCCGUCUACACCCGCAGCCCCGCCUGCCGGGGGAUGUGAGCCGCGGCCUCCCCAAGAGGCCGGGCGGACUGCACCGGCCCGGGCGCCUCCCGAGGCACGCGCGGGCGAGGGGCACGCCCCGGGCCCGGGCAGCUCGGGUCGCCAUGGGCAUCCAGGGCAUGGAGCUGUGCGCCAUGGCCGUGGUGGUGCUGCUGUUCAUCGCCGUCCUCAAGCAGUUCGGCAUCCUGGAGCCCAUGUCCAUGGAAGAUAGCAGCGACAGUGAGCUGGAGCUGUCCACAGUGCGCCACCAGCCGGAGGGAUUGGACCAGCUGCAGGCACAGACCAAGUUCACCAAGAAGGAGCUGCAGUCCCUCUACAGGGGCUUCAAGAACGAGUGUCCCACAGGCCUGGUGGAUGAAGACACCUUCAAACUCAUUUACUCCCAGUUCUUCCCUCAGGGAGAUGCCACCACUUACGCACACUUCCUCUUCAACGCCUUCGACGCUGAUGGGAAUGGGGCCAUCCGCUUUGAGGACUUUGUGGUCGGCCUCUCCAUCCUUCUGCGAGGAACAGUCCAUGAGAAGCUCAAGUGGGCCUUUAAUCUCUACGACAUCAACAAGGACGGCUACAUCACCAAAGAGGAGAUGCUGGCCAUUAUGAAGUCCAUCUAUGACAUGAUGGGCCGCCACACGUACCCUGUCCUGCGGGAGGAUGCACCCCUGGAGCACGUGGAGAGGUUCUUCCAGAAAAUGGAUCGGAAUCAGGAUGGGGUGGUGACCAUUGAUGAGUUCUUGGAGACCUGUCAGAAGGAUGAGAACAUCAUGAGCUCCAUGCAGCUGUUUGAGAACGUCAUCUAGGCCGUGGCGGUGGGGAGGAGUCCUUGAGUGGCCAGUGCCACCUCUGCCCCCAAACAAAUCUCAGUCCUGCCGGGAGCAGCUUCCAUGAGAAACUUUUUUUCUAAUAUAUUUGCAAAAAGUGAACAGUCUGCUCUAGACACACACACAUAGAGCCUAUUCCUCUGGGCUGGGAGAGGGGGUGCCGAGGUCAGGGAGGGGCUGAGUCUGGCUGGCUGGGAGCCGGAUCCAGGUGACGAGAGCCGUACCACCUGGGGCCAGCCCCUGUCCAGGCCAGUGCAGUGGGGCUGCCCCCAGAGUGGGCACUGAGUGAGCCAUGUCUGCAGGCUGCUGGCUGCGAGGUACUGUCUGGAAAGUGCUCAAGGUCCCCUACAGAAGAGGGUCCAGUCUCCAAAAGGCCCCUCUCUUGUGAGUCCCCUUGCCCCUCCCUCCCAUCACCCUUCUUUCCCACCCCACAC